CUAUUUUCGGCGUUCAACGAAGUACUCUCUUCUUACAAGUAAAUAAAAUCUAUAAUGGCUCACGUCUUGCACACUCCAUCUCUUGCACACUUCAAGUUGCCAGCUAUUGACAAUGAACCUAUGAAAUCCUAUGCUGUUGGCUCUGAGGAGAGACCUAAGCUUGAGAAGGCCGUUGCUGACAUGCGUGCUGCCGGCCCUGUUGAAAUUCCUGUUGUUAUCAACGGUGAAAAGAUCAAGACUGGCCAAACCGGCAAGCAAAUCAACCCCUCCGAGCACAAGACUACUGUAUGCACAUACCAUGAAGCCGAUGCUUCUUUGAUUAAGAAGGCUAUUGAUGGUGCCUUGGAAGCUAAGGCUCGUUGGGAAGCUAUGCCCUUCAACGAUCGUGCUGCUGUCUUCCUCAAGGCCGCUGAUUUGAUUGCUACAAAAUACAGAUACAAGUUGAUGGCUGCUACCAUGCUUGGUCAAGGAAAGAACGCAUGGCAAGCUGAGAUUGAUGCUGCCGCUGAAUUGUGCGAUUUCUUCCGAUUUGGUGCAAAGUAUGCCGAAGAAAUGUAUCAGCAACAACCCCCCAAGAACUCUCCUGGUGUCUGGAACCGUAGCGAAUACCGUGCUUUGGAAGGUUUCGUUUUCGCUGUCUCACCUUUCAACUUCACUGCCAUCGGUGGCAACUUGGCAGGUGCUCCCGCAUUGAUGGGUAAUGUUGUUCUGUGGAAGCCCUCUCCUGGAGCUGUCUACUCCAACUACAUUGUCUAUCAGAUUUUGGAAGAGGCUGGUCUCCCUGCUGGUGUUAUUCAGUUCGUUCCUGGCCCAGCUGAAGAAAUCUGUGACGUCGUCUUGGCUCACCCAGAAUUUGCCUCACUGCAUUUCACUGGCUCUACCCACGUUUUCCGCAAGUUGUGGAAGCAAAUUGGUAACAACAUCGACAACUACAAGAGCUAUCCUCGUAUUGUUGGUGAAACUGGUGGUAAGAACUACCAUGUCUUGCACAAGAGCUUGGAUGCCGAUGGUGUUCGUCAAGCUGCUCUCCAGACCAUUCGUGGUGCCUUUGAAUACCAAGGUCAAAAGUGCUCUGCCUGCUCUCGCGUCUACGUCCCAGAGUCCUUGUUCGCUGACUUCAAGAAGGUUCUUGUUGAAGAGCAUGCCAAGAUCAAGCAAGGUCCUAUCCACAAGUGGGAAAACUUCAUGGGCCCUGUUAUCAACAAAUUUGCCUUCGACAAGAUCAAGGGAUUCAUUGAUCACGCUAUUUCCAACGAUGACUGCGAAGUCAUUGCUGGUGGUAAGUGCGAUGAUUCUGAAGGUUACUUCAUCCAGCCUACUGUCAUCGUCACCAAGGAUAAGGAUGCCAAGACUUUGAAGGAGGAAAUCUUCGGUCCCGUUGUCACUUUGUAUGUCUAUGAAGAUGCUGAUUUCGAGGCCACCUGCAAGAUGGUCAGCGAUACUACACAAUAUGCCUUGACUGGUGCAUUGUUCGCUAAGGAUCGUGAAGCAAUUGUUGCUGGCAGCAACCUUCUCCGUAACACUGCAGGUAACUUCUACAUCAACGACAAGUGUACUGGUGCCGUCGUCGGUCAACAACCAUUUGGUGGUGCUAGAGGAUCUGGUACUAACGACAAGGCUGGUAGCUGGUCAUUGCUUCUUCGCUUUGUCUCUGCCCGCUCUGUCAAGGAGAACUUUGUUGAGAUUGAUGGCUUUGCUUACCCCUCCAACUCUGUUUAAAUGCUCCAUCGUUUAAACGUGGAUAACCCAUCUCUACCGGUCUCUUGAUAUGGUAACCACCGUCUUGUAGUAAUAGUAAUAUGGAAUUUUAUAUCUUUCUUUAUCCGGUACCCGGUCAUCGAGCCUCCUGUAGAUAGGAAUUUAACAAAUAAAAAUUAAAAGGCUCAUUUCAACAUGCUAUUCACAAUUACGACC
Molecule: messenger RNA, 1914 nt
Organism: Umbelopsis ramanniana AG
Lineage: Eukaryota; Fungi; Mucoromycota; Umbelopsidomycetes; Umbelopsidales; Umbelopsidaceae
Exons: 7
Coding region: 55-1719 (554 amino acids)
Cellular component (GO): mitochondrial matrix
Molecular function (GO): L-glutamate gamma-semialdehyde dehydrogenase (NAD+) activity
Source: RefSeq, a predicted model, not a curated record